Molecule: messenger RNA, 1432 nt
Organism: Aaosphaeria arxii CBS 175.79
Lineage: Eukaryota; Fungi; Ascomycota; Dothideomycetes; Pleosporales
Exons: 2
Coding region: 110-1222 (370 amino acids)
Source: RefSeq, a predicted model, not a curated record
CCACCAGCAACCUCGAGGACCCGAUGAGACGACACCAGAACAUUAUAGGCAGCGUAUUGUGUUUAAUUUCUUGUAUAUAAUUUCGCCGAUUUCAUUUAAUGUUCUAACCAUGUUGUUACGCUUUUUGAAUUUUGAUUUUCAACGUUCUCAUCUAUUCGUAUUUCUAAGUGGAUUGUUCUUCGUGCCGUUUUUGAAGUGGUUUUUGUCGGGUGUGUUGAAGCUUUGGAACCGUAAGAAAUUCAAGGAGGAUGAUACCAGAACUUUAUACAGUCUGGCGCAUGGAAAACUCAAUCUAACUUUGAGCCCACCUUCGAUGUGGAUGAACAUGGGCUACUGGAAGGAGGACUCCGACGGCUCGAAGAAAGGCAAAGCUUGCUCCAUGACGUUGGCACAAGCAAGUAGAAAUCUAUUAUCAGAGGUCUUGAAAACGGCUGGAUUCGACAGGGCACGGAGUUCCCAACCGCCUCAGAAGAAGACCCUCAUUGAUCUGGGUGUCGGAUGUGGGGAGCAGACUGUAUAUUUGAACAGUCAAUCCCCGAUCCGAGAAUCAGAUAUUACCUGGUGGGAUGAUCAGAAGUAUGUGGAGAGAUUCGAUACCUAUAUCGGCAUAACAGUCGACAAGACCCAGUUUCGAUAUGCCGAACAGCGUCUCCAAGAAUGCAUUCAACAAACCAAAGGCGAUCCUUUAUCGGAGAAACGACAAUUACGUCUUUUCUGCGCGGAUGCAGCACAGCCAGAUCGAUGGAACCUCGACCUCCAACAGCAAGUCCUUAAUGCCACGAAGGAUGGAGACGAGAAUUGGGUCAUGGCCUUGGAUACCCUGUAUCACUUCGCACCGUCACGUUGGCCAGUCAUUGAGUACGCAUCCCGCGUACUAGGCGCGUCGUUUAUGGCUUUCGACCUUUGCCUUGCGGACGAGGCCUCUGGGAUUGAUCGUGCGCUUCUCCGCGCAUUAACGAGUCUAAUGAGAGCACCUUGGGCGAACUUCAGCACGAUGGAUGAAUAUCGUAGUAAACUCCACAAAGCCGGCUACUCGGAUGUUAAAUUGCGCGAUGUUACAGAGCGUGUUUUUGGGCCACUGGUAACAUUCCUGGGAGACCACGACCAAAAGCUACAGUCAUUCGGCAGUGGGUUGGGACAGUUUCACGUAGCAAAGUGGAUGUUUGGGUGGUGGGCGCGGUCAGGCAUCAUGAGAGGUGUCAUUGUUGUGGCAAGAAGGUGAUAAGUGCUCUUUUGAUACAAAAGUCGAGUUUGUGCAAAUCUCUCCCCCUUCGUAGGAAGUAUUUGAACGUCCUCACAGUGUGACCCCUCUUGAACUUGCGUUUCGUUUACCAUCGUUUGAUCUGGAUCCAAGUCUUAUAGACAUUCCUCGUCAUCCAGUCGAUACCGUAUGCUGAUUGUCAUAUGCACUACGCAAAGUUGAAAGCCGACG